AUGGCCGCCAUUCCUCUCCCCGUGAAGGUUUCGUCACUGAAGGGACACUUCACCAAUGCUUUCCCAUUCAAAAAACCACUCCUCUGCCAGAACAAUAACAAUACGUUAGAGCUUGGAACAAGAAGAAGAACACUACCAGUGGUAGUAGUCACUCGUGCCCUGUCUCAGACAAAUGAGUCCAUGAUGGCGUCGAUCAUCACCGAUCUCGAAAAAGAAGAACAACAAGAGAAGGUGUCAAAGGAAGAGAGUGAUGCGAGGAAACUUGCAGAGUGUUGGCGUAAGAUCCACGGCGAGGACAAUUGGAAUGACAUGCUUGACCCUAUGGAUCCUUUCCUGCGUUCCGAACUGAUACGAUACGGCGAGAUGGCUCAAGCCUGUUACGAUUCUUUCGAUUUUGAUCCUUACUCCAAGUACUGCGGUAGCUGCAGAUUCAAUCGUCGUAGAUUCUUCGAAAGCCUUGGAAUGAAGAGUUUAGGCUACGAAGUGUCUCGCUACAUCUAUGCAACUGCCAACAUUAAUCUCCCAAAUUUCUCCAGGACCCAACGGGUCGAUCCAGACGAUCCGAUCUGGUCUCGUAACGCUAACUGGAUCGGAUACGUUGCCGUAUCCAACGACGAAACCUCGGUACGGCUAGGGCGUCGCGACAUAACUAUCGCAUGGAGAGGAACGGUGACAAAGCUCGAGUGGAUCGCCGAUCUAAUGGAUUACCUCAAACCACUCUCAGCCGAUAAGAUUCCUUGUCCCGAUCCGACGGUCAAGGUCGAAUCGGGAUUCCUCGAACUCUACACCGACAAGGACGAGAACUGCCGGUUCUGUAAGUACUCUGCCAGAGAGCAGAUCUUGACGGAGGUGAGGAGAUUGAUCCAACGGUACCCAAAGGAAGAACUGAGCAUCACUAUCACGGGGCAUAGUUUGGGUGCUGCACUGGCGGUACUGAGUGGGUUCGAUAUCGGGGAAAACGUUUCACAUCUGACGGCGGACGGUCAAUCCGUACCGAUCAGUGUGUUCUCUUUCGCUGGGCCUAGGGUUGGAAACGUACGGUUCAAGGAGCGGCUCGAGGGUCUUGGGGUGAAGGUGUUGAGGGUGGUGAACGUUCACGAUACCGUGGCAAAGGUUCCUGGCCUGGUUUUGAACGAGCACGUGCCAGAGUUCUUGCAGAAGAUGGCGGAGGGAUUACCCUGGUCUUACUCGCACGUGGGAGUCGAGUUAGCGCUCGAUCAUAAGAAGUCUCCUUUCUUGAAGGACACCAAUAACCCUCCCAAUUUCCAUAACUUGGAGGCUCACCUGCAUUUGCUCGAUGGGUUCCAUGGAAAAAGCAAGGAAUUUAAGGCUUCUAAUAAAAGGGACAUUGCUCUAGUGAACAAGUCUUCAAAUUUCUUGAAAGAUACCCACGCAGUGCCACCCAAUUGGAGGCAAGACGAGAACAAGGGGAUGGUGAUGAAUGAGGAAGGAAGGUGGGUACAACCUGAAAGGCCAAAACUUGAAGAUCAUCCAGUUGAUAUUCACCAUCACAUGAAGCAAUUGGGUCUAGCUUCUGAUUGAUUGAUAGAGAAGUGUAACAUAUACAUGGCUCAGAUCUCUCUC
This is a messenger RNA of Telopea speciosissima, 1584 nucleotides long. Its product is annotated as phospholipase A1-Igamma2, chloroplastic-like. Gene Ontology annotation, biological process: lipid metabolic process. The transcript is spliced from 2 exons. NCBI's taxonomy places the organism in Eukaryota, Viridiplantae, Streptophyta, Magnoliopsida, Proteales, Proteaceae. Gene Ontology annotation, molecular function: glycerophospholipase activity. Bases 1 to 1542 code for a protein of 513 amino acids. The record is from RefSeq and is a predicted model, not a curated record.